Molecule: messenger RNA, 2979 nt
Organism: Cheilinus undulatus (humphead wrasse)
Lineage: Eukaryota; Metazoa; Chordata; Actinopteri; Labriformes; Labridae
Product: protocadherin-10-like
Exons: 4
Coding region: 1-2979 (992 amino acids)
Biological process (GO): homophilic cell-cell adhesion
Cellular component (GO): plasma membrane
Molecular function (GO): calcium ion binding
Source: RefSeq, a predicted model, not a curated record
AUGGACACUGACGGGGCGAAGAGGACGCUGUUUGGGAAAUGGCACGCAGUGUGCCGUUUUGCGUUGCUCACUUGUGUCUUGGACGCAGCCUGGGGACAGAUCCGCUACUCUAUCCCUGAGGAGCUGGAACAUGGGGCUUUUGUUGGCAACAUCGCAGAGGACCUGGGCUUGGAUUUGAACAAGCUCUCUGCGCGCAGAUUCCGGAUAGUCUCAGGUGCCAGGAAGCAGUAUGUGGAGGUGAAUUUGGAGAAUGGAGUUUUAUUUGUCAAUGAAAGAAUUGAUCGUGAGGAACUAUGCGAGCAGAGUUUGUCUUGUUCUUUUCACCUGCAAGUAGUGAUAGAAAACCCUCUGGAGCUGUACAGGGUGGAGAUGGAAAUACUGGAUGUAAAUGAUAACUCUCCCAGUUUCCCGUGGACCGAGUUUAAUCUGGACAUAUCAGAGUCUGCUGUGCCAGGAUCUCGUUUCCCACUUGAGAGCGCACAGGAUUUGGAUGUCGGAUCCAACUCGUUACGCACCUAUUUGCUGAGCGUAAAUGAGCACUUUCUUUUGGACAUACAGACGCGCAGUGAUGGCAGUAAAUUUGCAGAGCUUGUCCUUCAAAGCCCACUGGACAGAGAACAGCAAAGUGCGCAUCAAAUGGUUCUAACUGCGGUGGACGGGGGUGCGCCGGAGAGAUCCGGCACUGCGCAAAUUGAUAUCACCGUUUUGGAUGCAAAUGAUAACGCGCCUGUGUUUGAUCAGUCCUUUUACAGAGUGAGGCUGGCAGAAAACGCACCAAAAGGUACUGUAGUCAUAAAACUCAAUGCGUCUGAUUUAGAUGAGGGUCCUAAUGCUGACAUAACCUACUCAUUCAGCGGACACGCGCCCCUAAAAGUGCGCCAGCUCUUCAGCGUAGACGCGCGCACGGGGGAAAUCAAAGUCAAAGGAGUGAUAGAUUAUGAAAAAGCAAGGAUGCAUGAAAUUUAUGUCCAGGCUAAAGAUAAGGGCCCAUCAGCUGUGGCGGUCCACUGCAAAGUGCUGGUGAACGUGUUGGAUAAAAACGACAACCUCCCAGAGGUGAUCCUCACAUCAGUGUCCACACCUGUGCAGGAGGACGCGCCCCCUGGGACUGUGAUAGCAGUCAUCAGCGUGAUGGACAAGGACUCAGGUGAGAAUGGGAAUGUAGACUGUGAGAUCCCCCAUCACGUCCCAUUUCAGCUUCACUCAUCCUUUAAGAACUACUACACAUUAGUAACUUCUGAUUUUCUGGACAGAGAGGCUGUGGCAGAGUACAACAUCACUCUCACUGCCAGAGAUAUGGGCUCUCCACCUUUAUUCACGCGGAAAACUAUUCUGGUCCAAGUGUCUGAUGUGAAUGAUAACGCGCCUCGCUUCAAACAGCCCUCAUAUACUGUGUAUCUGACUGAGAAUAACGCGCCGGGUGCAUCCAUCUGCUCCGUUACUGCGCAGGAUCCAGAUUCUGGUCAGAACGCAUACCUCUCCUACUCUAUAAUGGAUGCAGACAUACAGGGCAUGGCCAUGUCCACGUAUGUGUCCAUAAACUCAGACAACGGGAACAUUUACGCACUGCGCUCAUUUGACCAUGAGCAACUUAAAAACUUCCAGAUCACAGUCCAAGCGCAGGACGCUGGUUUCCCGCCUCUGAUCAGCAACGUUACAGUGAAUAUCUUUAUCCUGGACCAGAACGACAACGCACCUGUUAUCGUGUCACCAGUUACGCAAAAUGGCACAGCACCCAUCGAAGCGCUGCCCAGAUCUGCAGACGCGGGUCACCUUGUCACCAAAAUCAGCGCAGUGGAUGCAGACGCGGGUCAGAACUCGCGUCUCUUUUAUCAGAUGCUGCAAGCAACAGAUCCGAGCUUGUUUAGCGUGGCUCUGUACACGGGGGAAAUCAGGACAAUCCGCCAGUUGGUGGAGAAAGACCCCACGAGGCACAGACUGGUCAUUCUCGUGAAGGACAAUGGUCAGCCGCCCCUCUCGGCCACAGUUUCCAUCAUUCUGUCAGUGGUUGACAGCCUGCCAGAUUUACAGCCCGAUUUGGGUGACCUGUCACUAAGCCCGCAUCACAGCUCCAACUUUACCCUCUACUUAAUCGUGUCUUUGGGCGCAAUCUCCUUCACGUUUCUAGUGGCUAUAAUCGUCCUGGUUACAGUGCGCAGACUGAAGGGCAGACCGUCCAACAGAGAGUCCAACUUCCCCUCCAUGAGCGCGUGCUGCUGCGGGUGCUGCACGCGCACAGAAGCAUCCACCACCACGGAGGUGUUUAAAAAGUCCAACUUGAACGUCCGGAUGUCUGCAGGCGCGCCCGGUUGCGCAGAAACAACCAGCAACGGAGCGCAUCCGCAGGUCUACUGCUACAAAAUGUGUCUGACCCCGGAAUCAUCCAAAAGUGACUUCAUGUUCCUCAAGCCCUGCAGCCCGGUGAUGUCAGUGCAGCAGAAUAACGCCAAGAGCACAGAUUAUCUGACCUCUGGCUGGAGCGCGCUGGACCGGAAUGAGCUGGCCAACAACAGAGCAGCGACCCCAAAUGAGCUCAAGUAUUCCAACAAGGAAUGGACCUUGACAAAGAACCAGCGCAACUCAGCGUACAAGAGAUACAGUUCAGCAAACAUGGAGGGCACUCUAACUCGUCAACAAAAAUAUGACACUGAUGGAUUUGCCUGCCCUGUAGCUCCACAGUACUGGACCUGGGGAAACCAUAUGAAAGACUGCAAGAUGUCGCUUCAAGAGGGAGCGGCGCCGAACUACUCGUGGGUUCCAAAGUACACUCAGCCUCAUUCAGAGCCUCCAGAUUAUCAGCACAAUGUCUAUAUACCUGGCACCACAUCUGACUACAGCACCCUGAAGCUGGCACCCAGAGGAGAGCUGGAUGUGUACAACACCUUCUCGACUUUUGGGAAGAAAAAGAGAUAUAUCUCAAACUAUGAACAAACUUUUGACACAGAUGAUGCUAUCAUUAGCAAUGACAUCUUCAAAUGA